Messenger RNA from Drosophila guanche, 3742 nucleotides. RefSeq lists its product as uncharacterized. Gene Ontology annotation, cellular component: NSL complex. The record is from RefSeq and is a predicted model, not a curated record. The transcript has 6 exons. The coding region runs from base 72 to 3593 and encodes 1173 amino acids. Gene Ontology annotation, molecular function: DNA binding. NCBI's taxonomy places the organism in Eukaryota, Metazoa, Arthropoda, Insecta, Diptera, Drosophilidae. Gene Ontology annotation, biological process: regulation of transcription by RNA polymerase II.
UUUUUUUUCGCUAUAUUUCAUUUUAUCGAAAAAAAUUACUUAAAUUUCAUAUUAAACAAAGUAAAAGCAAAAUGGGACGACGUUGCUGCGUAGCCAAGUGCCCGUCGACGUCGCGUCUCCUGGAGCACCACGGCGUCACAUAUCACUCGUUUCCGCUUGACCCGAUUAUCCGGACCAUUUGGAUCAAGAACUCGCGCAUCAGCCUGGACAGGCAGAUUACGAAGAGCGUUCUGGUGUGUUCGCGCCAUUUUCGACGAGUCGAUUUCAAUACCAUACGCAAUGGGAAAUAUUUGCUGAAGCCGCGCGUCUUUCCCACGGUUUUUCCAUGGGGGAAAAUGGAUGCCGCUGAAAUUGAGGCCGAUCAUCGUGCUCUGCAGCAGGUCAAUGUGGAUGGUACAGCCGCUCCAGGCACUGUCAGUAGUUCCGGUAACGAGGAUGUCAUCAAGGCAACAGUGGACCAAAUUGUUUCGCAAAUCAUGGCCGAGUCGGCGGAGCGUAAUGCAACGGCAGCUGUCGAGGCAGACGUCAGUGCGGAUAAGGAGAUGGAAGUCGCUAAAGUAGCCAAAGUAGCCCAAGGGGGAGCCGGAGAAGCUAAGAUCGCGGUCAAAGAGAGUAAAUCGACGGCAGAGGAUUCUGCCAAAACUCCGCCAAAUGAAGGCGAACCAGCAGCAGCUGCUGAACCAAGUACAGACUCUACGCAGUCUUCCACAAGCAACCAACCGAAAUACAGCAUGCCCCAUAAUUUGAUAAUUGGAGCACGAGUUGAGGCCAAAAGCGUGGAUGGCUCGUGGCUGAACGCUCGCAUUGUGGAGGUCAAUGAAGCGGAGCAAACGCUGCUCAUCCGCUUCGAGCGGAACCAUAAGAUAAAGGUGAUGCCCUCGACCAGCGGCUCUUAUCAGGAGUGGAUGGCCAUCACAUCGGAGCGCGUCCGACAACGCGUCAGAAACCCAGUUCUACCCGUGUUCGAAUUGGAAGAGAAAUGCAUGGCACGCUGGUCGGGACCGCGUAAGUUUCCGGGCACCAUCAAGAAGCUGCUGGGCCACGACACCUACGAGGUGCUCUUUGACGAUGGCUACUCCAAGAACGUGCGUGCCGUUCACAUGAACAAGCUGCCCAAGCCAGCUGACACUGAAGAGGGGCAGGAAAAUGAUGCAGCCAAAGCGACGGCCGUGAAGAGGUCAAGCACUGGCUCUGCCAAUGGCAGUGGUUCCUCGAGCAGCAAGAAGAGCAAGACUUCACAGCGCAAGGAUUGGCCACUGCUCGACAUGUCUAGCUUGGAUUUGGAUGCUCUAGGCUUGCCGGAGAUACCUCACGAUGGGGAAUGGACGUGCCACUGGGUGAACGAUCAGCCGAUUGGCACCGAAGGUUUUCUAAUUGUAGGCGAACAUCAGAAGCCCACGGUGAUUGUGGAGGACUGGCGUCUGCCCCCCGGCUGGAUCAAGCACAUGUAUCAACGCUCGAAUGUGCUUGGAAAGUGGGAUGUCAUUCUGGUCUCGCCCAGCGGCAAACGAUUCCGCUCAAAGUCGGAUCUAAAAGUGUUUCUCGAGUCGCAGGAUUGUGUCUACAAUCCGGAUGUGUAUGACUUUAGCAUUCAUCGCCGUCGCGCAAAGGACAUCAAUGCUUAUGUGUACACCGGGGACUACAGUCCACAGCCGCCACACAAGCCAAAGACAUUGAAUGUAUCCGCGUUGGACACCAGCAUGGACCAGAGCAACACAUCAUUGCCAGAUGUGCCCUCGACACCCGCGGCAGGGUCAGCAGCUGCUGGAACGGGCCGUACAGAGGACGGUCAGUUUAGGGCUACACCCGUUUGCACACUUAUGCCACCAGCAGACCUGAUGUCGCCAGAGACACAGCACGCAGAUGACGGCCAUCCAACCGCUGAUAUGCCAGAAGCCACUGUGGAUGAUCAGGGCACAGUUCUGGUCGAGAAUGGUUAUGCUUUCAUUGGCGGCCUGAAAGUUUUCAUCGUGGAUAAUUUGUUCGUUUGCCCGGGCGAGGGAUGCGGCAAAACGUAUCGCAAGGAAGAUGUUCUGCUUAUACACAUCCGUCACUACCACAAGGAGUUUGCCGAAUAUGUCAGCCACUGUCCGAAGAUGCAGGAACUGGCUGUUAAGCGGACCCAUGCCUCUUCCAUUGAACAGGGCGAGGCGGUGCCCAAGAAUCAAAUACCCAAUCAGCAGUUCUUUGCCAAGAUGCAUCAGCAGGAUAUGCAGCAAAAGCGAGCAUUUAAGCCCCAGGGAACGACACCAGGAUCGACACCGGUGGCGACACCAUCACCUAAAACUCCAGGGACUCCAACGGGUGUUUCACCCACUAAAUCGCAGGCCUCGCCCGUUGUAGACAAACCGACCACGCCCUUGCCAGCAACAGAGAACGCUGCAACCCCAGAGACUCUCGCUACUGCAGAUGGUGCUGCAACAGUCACCUCUCCAGUGGGGCCGCCGGACUCGCCACUUGGCCGUUUAAGCAAGCGACCACGUUUUUCGUCCUUAAGACGUUCGUCUGGAUCCCGCAAGAGCAAUCGCCAGCGCUCACGGCGUCGCCCUGCCCAUCCAAGCACUGCUGACCCAGACUCCGAGGAGACUCAUCAAUCUUUAAACACGCCUACUCUGGAAGGUCGCCCCGACCCCAAGAAACGUCGAUUGCUGGCGGGAACAACGCCCAGCAGCUCAUCAGCCGCAGCGGACACUGCAGUAUCGACACCCUCAUCCAACGAUCAGGCAGACAUCAACGCGGCAGUGGCUCCGCCGCUGUCGGAGACACUUGGCAAGGCGCCGCAGUACAUCAAUGAGAAUGGACAACUGAUUCGGAUUGUCCGCAUGCGUCAGGAGGAGAUCAUCAAUUGCAUCUGUGAGUACGGCGAGGAGGAUGGUCUGAUGAUCCAGUGCGAGCUUUGCCUGAGCUGGCAGCAUGGCGGCUGCAAUGGCAUUGUUAAUGAGUCGCAGGUGCCGGACAAGUAUGUCUGCUACAUCUGCCGCAAUCCCCCGCGGGUGCGCAAGUCGAUGCGCUACAAACACGAUCAGGAGUGGCUGUUCGAUGGCAAGCUGCCAGUGGCCGGGUAUCACACAACGAAUCCAAUGACGGGCAAGCAGUCUGAGCUGCUCAAGCGCUCGCACACGCUCACUGGCAAUCUGCUGGAUGCCAAGCGCGCGAUGCACUCGCUGCGGGUGAAGAUGAACAUUUCCCGCAAUCGCUGUCAUCCCAAGCUGUAUCUGUGGGCCAAGAGGUGGGAUGAGGACCAGGGUGAUGCUUUAGCGACACCAUCGAAGCGUCCAAAGCCAGAGCAACCUGGCUUCCCCCAUGUCCCACAACCCGAGGCCGCCAUCGAUCCCGAGGAGUGUCAGUUUCGCUUAAUGGAGCAUGUUAAAGUGCAGCAAUCCCUGGUCCUGAAACGACUCAACGAAAUCGAAGCCGAAGUGGAUGAGCUAGAGAACGAAGAUUUCCUUAAUGAUCUUAAGAACGCAGACAUCUCGGUGACAAAAGAGGCCGUGGCCACCUUUGUCAAAGAGCUGGAGACUUUGAAGCGUUUGGCUCGUCUCAACUAUGUCGCCAAUGAGAAAGAAAAGGAAGCGGCCAAUUCAACAGCUUAAGAUUUGUAUUUUUAAAGGAUUGAUAAAUAAGAGAUCCAGGAGAAGCCUCUUUGUUUUAUCUCUCGCUCUCUGUGAGACUACAAUUAAGUUACAACUUAACUUGCAUUCAAAAUAAAUGUUAAACUUAAUCGUACACCUACAAGUGUCAA